Messenger RNA from Glycine soja, 1977 nucleotides. RefSeq names its product dof zinc finger protein DOF3.1-like. The record is from RefSeq and is a predicted model, not a curated record. Gene Ontology annotation, biological process: regulation of DNA-templated transcription. Bases 455 to 1462 code for a protein of 335 amino acids. The transcript has a single exon. Lineage: Eukaryota; Viridiplantae; Streptophyta; Magnoliopsida; Fabales; Fabaceae. Gene Ontology annotation, molecular function: DNA binding; DNA-binding transcription factor activity.
CUGAGAAGGAAGAAAACUGAGCUCGUAGGUUAUUACCAAAGACUUCAUUAAAUUUUUAUAGCAUUGCCUUGUCUACAACUACCCCCCACAAAUGGUAAUCAAACCCUUCACCACACACAACCCUUCAAGUAAAUUUUUAAUAAGAUCAUAAAUAGGCAUUAGAUAUAGACAUAGACAUAAGAUAAAAGACAUGCUUUCUUCUUAUUCUCAACUUCAUAGGCCUUUCUUAUUCUUCCUUCCAAGAAACCACUUCAAAUCAUCAACUUCCUUAGACUUGCACACCCUUUGUGCUGUUACUAGUAAUCUCAUCCUCUUGCUAUCAUUCAGAUUGAUUUCUCUCCUAGCACCUCGAUCAAAGGGCUAAAAGUUUAAACUUUGCUGCUUAAACUUUUCUUUCACGGUUUGAUACAUCUUAUUGAUUUUAGUGCUAUUUCAAAGGGGCGAAAUUUGAGACAUGGGCUUGAGCUCUAAGCAGGUUUCUAGCAGUGGACUUGAUUGGAAACAAACGUUAUUGGAGGCUCAGAAUUUGGAACUUCCAAAGCCUAAUCUGAUGAGGAAACAACAACAACAACAACAACAAACUCAGCCGAAUUCAGAGUCUUUGAAGUGUCCAAGAUGUGACUCUACCAACACAAAAUUUUGUUACUACAACAACUACAACAAGUCUCAGCCUCGCCAUUUCUGCAGGGCUUGCAAGAGGCACUGGACCAAAGGUGGAACUCUACGCAAUGUUCCAGUUGGUGGUGGAAGGAAGAACAAGAGGGUAAGAAAAUCAAUCACUACUCCAAUUACAACAUCUUCCACCACAACAUCAAUCACAACCACCACUUCUACUUGCACUGCCACAGUCACAACCUCAAUUGGCAACAACAACAACAACAUGGAUGCUAUGUUGGGUUGUAAUAGCCACAUGAUAAUCCAAACUCCUCUUGCGGAUGAUCACAAAAACAUGUCUUCCUCUCUCUACCAAGCUCUAAUUCGUCCACCACCUUUGCUGCUACAACAACAGAAUCUGAUGAACAACACAAGAGACCUAGAAGGCAAAGAUUUUGGUAUUGGUAUUGGUAAUGGUAAUAAUGGUAUCUUUCCUAGUUUAACUUUGCCUUUUCCUAUUCAUCAUCAAAGCCAAAGCCUACUCUUCCCUUUCUCAACCUCAAGCAGCUCUUUUGAUACCAACCCUUGUUCAGUAGUGUCAACUUCUCUUAGAUCCUCCAAUGUUUAUAACUAUGGGGAGGAUCAGUUUAAAGCAAUAGAGGAACCAACCAUCAAUAGUACUAUUACAACUACUACUAUAGUGCCUAGCACCAACAACACACAUCAUCCAUGGGAGAUAGCAGCAGCAACAAGUGGUGUUGGCUUGGGAACUUCUUCAAAUUCAAACUAUUGGAAUUGGGAGGAUUUUGAUUCAUUGGUCUCAACUGAUCUAAAAGAUCCCUGGGAUGGUUCAGAUAUCAAACCUUGAGAUCAAACUAUCAGAAACACAUCAUGGUAGUGUCCAUAGAUUAGUUAUUUAAUUUAAUUGGGGUGUUUUUUGUGUUUCAUACAGGUUAGUAAGUGGUCUUGUGUUUUUUUCAAGAUGGGGCAUGAGAAGUAUUUGGAGCUGUCAUGUUUUAGUUUCAGCUUCAGCUUCAAGCAAAAGUGUCCCAAAAUUAUUCCUGAUUAAUUAGUUGUAACCCACUCUGUUUGCCUCUUUGUUCAUCUCCCUUAUCAUUUCCUCUAAUCUCUAAUAAUAAAAUGGUGUAUUAAUGCAUGCAAAGUAGUAGUCUAGCAUUAUUUAUCAAUAUAGGAUUUUGUUUUUUUUAUUUUAUUUUUUGGGGAGUUUUAUGAGUGCUUUGUGAUGGGAGUGAUAUAGAUAUGGGGUCUGCUUCAGCACUGCUGAACUGACAGAAUGUGAUUGGAAGAUUCUUUGGACAUGUAUAUAUCUUGGAAUGAUAUUAUCAUACGAAUUUUAUUGCUCAUGAUUCGUUAUCAUCUCCA